AUCACGACAGUGUCGGGUUUGGAUGAGUCUCUGCGAUGGGUAACUUACUCUACCUCGACGUUUUGAUCGGAUGCGUUGGCGUUUAUCUGCUUAAGCACUAUGUCCUGGAUCGUUCCAAUCACCCUCCUCUUCCGCCUGGACCGAAGCCCAAGCCGAUCAUUGGAAAUUUACUGGACCUUCCCCCGCCAGGCCAGCAGGAAUGGAUCCAUUGGGCGAAGCACAAGAAACUCUAUGGCCCUAUAAGUUCGGUGACAAUGUUGGGAACGACCAUGAUUAUUAUCAACGAUUUACGCAUUGCAGUUGAACUCCUCGACAAGAAGUCGGGAAUUUUCUCUGAUAGGCCCAUUCUCGUAUUUGGUGGCAUUAUGGUUGGAUGGGACCAAUGCCUUGCCUUGCUUCGCUAUGGCCAGCGACAUCGGAUGAUUCGAAAGACGCUACACCAUACCAUUGGCACGAAUGAAGCAAUGCGCAAGUAUUAUGUUCAGGAGGAGACUGAAGUCCGUCGCUUCCUCUACAAGACGAUGCGUGAUCCAUCGAAUCUCUCAGAGAAUAUUCGAAAUGUGACUGGUGCACUUAUUCUCUCAAUCUCCCACGGUUACCAGAUCGAACAUGAGAAGUCCGAUCCGAUGGUACAGCUCGGUGAAGAAGCUCUGGUUCAGUUCUCACUCGCUGCGCAAGCUGGUACUUGGCUAGUCGAUGUGCUUCCUUUCCUACGUUUUCUCCCGGAUUGGUUACCUGGAAUGACCUUCAAGCGUACCGCGGAGAGGUUCGCUCAUGUCGCGUCUGCGCUUAUUGAGAAGCCUCAUGCUUUCACUAAGCAGCAGAUGGCGCGUGGUGUUGCUCGACCAUCACUCACCCAGCAGCUUCUCGAUGAACAUAAGAACGCACCAACUCCUGAAGAGGAAUACAUCAUUAAGUGGUCUGCAGCAGCUAUCUACGGCGGUGGCGCAGACACCACUGUUGGUGCGACCUAUGGAUUUUUCCUUACAAUGAUGCAAUAUCCGGAAAUUCAGCGUGCAGCGCAGGCAGAGAUUGACGCUGUCGUUGGACCGGACCGCCUCCCGACGUUUGCUGACCGCGAAAACCUACCUUAUGUUAAUGCGCUCGUUAUGGAGACACUGCGUUACUGCAAAGUUGUGCCAAUGGGUCUUCCACACGUCGGUACGGAAGACUGCGUGUACGAAGGGCAUUACAUCCCGAAGGGUGCUUUGAUUUUGGUGAACAUAUGGCAGAUCCUGCACGAUCCUGAAAGGUACAAGGACCCACACGUGUUCCGUCCUGAGCGCUUCCUCGGCGACCACCCUGAACCAGAUUCGCAUAAUAUCACUUUUGGAUUCGGUCGUCGAGUUUGCCCUGGUAAGGAACUCGCGGAUCAUACGCUAUUCCUCACGAUCGCAAUGUCGCUUGCAGUCUUCAACGUUUCAUGGCCGCUUGAUGCAGAUGGCAAACCGGUCGUGCAGCCCGGUACCUACAUACCCGGACUCAUCACUAAACCUAUUGACUAUUCUGCGCGUAUAACACCGCGCUCUGCGAAAGCUGAGGCUCUGAUCAACAGUAUCACGUUUGAUCAUCCGUUCGAGAAGGGCGAUUCGGACGCUGUUGAGGGACUGCACUGGACCAAGCAACCUUCGCCGUUCCCGCCCACCUAUUGAUCGUUCGUCUUCGUUGACUGUGGAAGGAAUUCAUAUAUCAACUUAUAAUUCUCGCCUAUUAUAUCCGUUUAGUUGUGUUUGUUUAACCGAAACCCUUAAACUCCUGGUAUUCUGCUUAAAACCAACCGACAAUUUCAGUCUGUUUGUCUGAGAUUCGGUUUUUCCGUCCGCGUACAUUCAUUGAAAUCAAUUCCACAUUUCUUUUACCAAUCAACUAUCGCAAUAUGUGUUUGAUCGAAAUAAUCAACUGUAUGAAACAGAGAGUACAUUACAUCGGACGACAGCCGGAUGUUUCUACUUAGCACAAAAUUGACAAGCACCAGGUCUGCCCUUUAAAGCUUUCUGACACGGUGUAACCUCAUCAUCCCCAAACCAAGACAACAUGCAUCAGCAUAAAUCAUUCACUGCUUGGUCUUCUUAAACUGGACAGCAGCGAAGGGUACUGCAAACGCAAAGCCCAUGAACCCAGCCGACUUUGCGAUGAACGUCUUUUUCUUCUCGUAUUUGAACGGGAAGUUGUUGUUGAUGGUGUUGUCAACAUGCAACCCACGAACUUGCUGCGUUGUGCGCGGGACCAAGCGGGCAGCACGGGCGAACAGCAUUUUUGGUUACUGGAUUGGAGAUAGGAGAAAACUGAACUGAGGGACUCUGCGUGUAUUAGUAGUGGUGAUGAGGAGCUC
Fomitiporia mediterranea MF3/22 is the source of this 2332-nucleotide messenger RNA. RefSeq names its product cytochrome P450. Gene Ontology annotation, molecular function: oxidoreductase activity, acting on paired donors, with incorporation or reduction of molecular oxygen; heme binding; monooxygenase activity. The transcript has 7 exons. The record is from RefSeq and is a predicted model, not a curated record. Lineage: Eukaryota; Fungi; Basidiomycota; Agaricomycetes; Hymenochaetales; Hymenochaetaceae. The coding region runs from base 36 to 1652 and encodes 538 amino acids.